Messenger RNA from Prorocentrum cordatum, 321 nucleotides. NCBI's taxonomy places the organism in Eukaryota, Dinophyceae, Prorocentrales, Prorocentraceae. The record is from the annotation of a GenBank genome assembly.
AUGGCAGUGGUCGAACUACAGCGAACACGUACAGAGAUACUGCUUUCGAAGCAGGCUCGGUGCUCGACGAAAAAAAAGCUGUCAGGCCACGAAAGAGUCCUCCAGGUCCUCGUCCCAGACGACAGGCACCGGCGCCUUUGUCGGACCUGCCGCUCAGCAAGCCACGGCCCCUCCGUGCACCGCGGCCACGGCAGACCCUCGCGGUCGCCAGCGCCGCGCCCCCGGGGCGGCCACGGCGCCAGCGGCGAGCCCGACGAGGGCGGGUAUCGGCAGAUCCUGGAGCCAGGACUCGAGCCUGUCGAGGCCGAUGCCCGCGAGCAG